Messenger RNA from Monodelphis domestica (gray short-tailed opossum), 1245 nucleotides. Lineage: Eukaryota; Metazoa; Chordata; Mammalia; Didelphimorphia; Didelphidae. The record is from RefSeq and is a predicted model, not a curated record.
AGAGUCCUCCAGCCCUGAGUCCCACAGAUGUUCCACUUCAACAAACCAGAGCCCUGGCCUUCAGAGAUGCCUCACUCCUCUCCUGAUGCCAUCAUGGAAACCAGACUCCUCAUCUGUGCCAUCAUUUGCCUCCUGGGAGCAGGACUUACAGAUGCGGGUGUCACGCAGAUUCCAAGACACUUGGUCAUAGCAAGAGGAGAAAAUGUGAUGCUGAGGUGUGACCCAAUCAAGCCACACGUGUAUAUUUUUUGGUAUCAAUUCCUGGAAGAAGAAUUGAAAUUCAUGGGUUAUCUUCAGAAUGAGAAAGUCUUAGAUAAAUCAGGGGUUCCAAAAACUAGAUUUUCAAUUGAUUGGCCCCAAAACUCAUCUUCUAUUUUGAACAUCCAAUUUACGGAACCCCAGGAUUCAGCUAUUUAUCUCUGUUCCAGCAACCCUAGAUGUGCCAACUACGAAGUAUUCUUUGGACCAGGGACCAAGCUUACAAUUGUAGAUGACCUGGAAAGAGUGACUCCCCCAAAGGUAACUGUGUUUCAGCCAUCUGAGGAAGAGAUUGGGGAGAAAGGAAAGGCCACUCUGGUCUGUCUGGCCACAGGCUUCUACCCUGACCUUGUGGAGCUGAGCUGGUGGGUGAAUGGGCAGGAGACCAAAAUUGGGGUCAGCACAGACCCUGAGCCCUCCAAGGAGCAUCCCAAGGAAGAGCACUCGAGCUACUCCCUGAGCAGCCGCCUCCGGAUUUCUGCUCCCUUCUGGCGCAAUCCCAAGAACAACUUUCGUUGCCAAGUACAGUUCUAUGGCAUUGCAGAGAAUGAGACCUGGUCAAGUAACCGGAGCAAACCUGUCACCCAGAAUGUCAGUGACCAGAUCUGGGGAAAGGCAGAUUGUGGAGUUACCUUUGAGUCCUAUCAACAAAGUAUCCAGUCUGCUACCUUCCUCUAUGAGAUUCUCCUGGGGAAGGCUAUGCUAUAUGGACUGCUGGUCAGUGCCCUGGUGUGGAGAGCCAUGAUCAAGAAAAAAUAUUCCUGAGGCUAGCUGUGAAGUUAAAAACGGAGACGAAAGAAGAAUUCAGCAGUAUAUCAUGGCUACGGCUUUCUCUAUUCCUAUCCCAUGUUCCAGAAGAAGUAAUAUUCCCUUCACUUCCACCUUCAUCUUUCACAAGUCUCCUCAAAUAGAACUGAAGCUCACAGAGAACAAGGAUGGGUUUAAUCCUUGAAGAAAUAAAAAGGAUGUUGCCUUGCUUAGCUGUUA